GCUCCCGGAAGUGUCCCGUUCCCAGGGAGGAGGAAGCGAGCAAGCGGGGAGGGCGGCGCAGGCACGGAGUCGGACCCUGCCAUGUCGGUCUACGACACCAAUCCGUUCGCCGACCCGGUGGACGUGAACCCCUUCCAGGAUCCCUCAGUGACACAGCUGACACAUGCUAACCAAGGCGGCUUGGAUGAAUUCAAUCCCUUCUCCGAGAACUCCCGGCUUACAAAUGGAGCUCAGACAGUUCCAGCAACGCAGCCUGCUGGCCCUUCGCAACCCGCUGUCCUACAGCCAUCUGUGGAACCCACUCCACAGGCUGUAGCCUCAGCAGCCCAGGCUGGACUCCUUCAGCAGCAGGAGGAGCUGGAGAGGAAAGCAGCGGAGCUGGAGAGGAAGGAGCGAGAGUUGCAGAAUAAUGCAGCAGCCUUUAACCCGAGACAGAACAAUUGGCCACCCUUUCCCAAGAAGUGUCCAAUCAAGCCGUGUUUCUAUCAGGACUUCUCUGCAGACAUCCCAGCUGAUUACCAGCGAAUAUGCAAGAUGCUGUAUUACUUGUGGAUGUUUCACUCAGUUACCCUGCUUCUAAACCUGCUUGCUUGCCUGGCAUGGUUCACCGACAGCCCACAGAGAGGAGUAGACUUUGGUCUCUCAAUUCUGUGGUUUAUUUUGUUCACCCCUUGUGCUUUCCUCUGUUGGUAUCGACCCAUCUACAAGGCUUUCAGGUCUGACAGCUCCUUCAGCUUCUUUGUGUUCUUCUUCAUCUUUUUCUGCCAAAUUGCAAUCUACAUCGUCCAGGCAGUCGGCAUUCCUGGCUGGGGGGACAGUGGUUGGAUUGCAGCUCUGGACGAGACACGAAAAAACUGGGCUGUGGCCAUAAUCAUGAUGGUGGUGGCCGCAUUCUUCACGCUGUGUGCUGUCCUCUCACUCUUCCUCCUAAAGCGGGUGCACUCUUUGUAUCGCCGGACAGGAGCCAGUUUCCAAAGGGCCCAGGAAGAGUUCUCCCAAGGCAUCCUCACCAACAGGAACUUCCAGAACGCAGCUGCCGGGGCCGCUUCUUCAGCUGCACAGGGCGCUUUCCGGGGAAACUAGCCCUUCCCAUGGGCGCCACCACCGUGCCCCCUUCCCCUUCCUUUUUCAUCACAACCUGAUCUUAAGAUGCACUUUCCACGGCACCAUGCUAACUCCACGACGCCGGCUGCGGAGAUGAGAAGAGGUCUCCGUAGCUUCAGCUCGUCUGCAUUUCUGGCGACUAGUUCUUCUUUCCUUGCUUUGGGCGGGGGGGCUAGGUAGGGAAAUAUUCUCUUUAAUCAAAUAUAGCUCUCCUUAUCCAGGACAGGUUUGACGUUUCUUUUACUACCUCUCCUGCUUGCCCGUGCUCCUGUGAUAGAGAGAGGAAUCUCGUCACUUUUUAGCAACUCUUCCACUGGGCUUUGCUCUGAAGGAUUUAUUUUGUAACUUACAUGAGGUGGGUGUUAAUAAUAAGGGCGGAAGCUGCCCUUUGUUUGCAACAUUUAUGCUAAUUAGUUCUUGACCUCUUACUGCCUGGCUCCCAUGGGGUCUGGUUAACAUGUGGCAUAAAGGGGGCUGUUGGGAAACUGCUCUUUGCCAUCCCAUCAUGGUGCAAAUCUCCCUCCCGCUUGUUUUUUCUCACCCUGGGGUGAGGGUCCUACCCAAGAUUGUAUUAUGGAAUCUUAUUCCUGUAGCCC
Emys orbicularis (European pond turtle) is the source of this 1700-nucleotide messenger RNA. It is a transcript of the gene SCAMP2, whose product is annotated as secretory carrier membrane protein 2. Bases 82 to 1083 code for a protein of 333 amino acids. The record is from RefSeq and is a predicted model, not a curated record. Gene Ontology annotation, cellular component: trans-Golgi network membrane; recycling endosome membrane. The transcript is spliced from 9 exons. NCBI's taxonomy places the organism in Eukaryota, Metazoa, Chordata, Testudines, Emydidae. Gene Ontology annotation, biological process: protein transport.